Molecule: messenger RNA, 710 nt
Organism: Topomyia yanbarensis
Lineage: Eukaryota; Metazoa; Arthropoda; Insecta; Diptera; Culicidae
Product: protein LLP homolog
Exons: 2
Coding region: 126-590 (154 amino acids)
Biological process (GO): dendrite extension
Cellular component (GO): nucleolus
Molecular function (GO): RNA binding
Source: RefSeq, a predicted model, not a curated record
UUUAUUUCUUUUCAAAGCGACCGUCAGUGGAAUCAAAACACGUUUUCGUGUUUAUCGGUACAAUUUUUACAAAAAAUCGGGUUUUCUAGUUUUUGUUUCGUACGAAAACCACUGCAACCGGCACCAUGACGGCCCGUUCCAAGUCCAAACGGAACAAAAACAAUCAGAUCCGCCGCGUCAAGAACAAACAGAAGGAACUCAAAAAACUUAAGAGAACCUUAGGACUGAUCGACGAUGACGGUAUGGAUCUGAUGGAGAAGGUGAAGGAGAUUACCGAACAGCAAAAGAAGAAGGAGGAAGCGGAAAAAAUAAAAGCUGAAGUAAUGGAAGACAUUAUCAAGCAGGAAACAAAAGAUCUGGUCGAAACGGAGGAAUACGUCGUGGUGGAAAACGAGAAUUCCAAGGUGAAACAUCGCUACAAUGCUAAAACGAAACAAGAUCAGUUUGGACAGUAUCCGGUUUGGUACAACGCUAAAAAGGAACGCAGGAAGAAGCUCCUUCGGGAGGGUAAAAUUAAAAAGCGACGCGGACGACCGGGUAGAAAGAUGCACUUUAUUGAUGAAACUUGUAACUGGAGGAAUAUCGUUUAACAAGUAGGAUGUUUCGUUUUGAUUUUCUUCUAUAUACGCUUGUUUGAGAAAAUGUAAUCAUUUCUCCAUUAUUGUCUCCAGUUUAGAGAAGAAAUGUAUAAAUAAAGCUGUAAAAACUGA